AGUUUGCAACAAAUAGAAACAAAAGCAUUGAGUAGGACUAGUGGAGGAAGGGAGGUUGGGAAAAAGGGAGACAGAAACCUUCUUUCAGCUCAUGUCUCCACUGUCAGCUAUAGCGAGGCCUGGUAGAGAAAACAUUAAAGGAAUGAAUGAGUUUGAGAAGAAGAGAGAAAAUGUCAGCAGAACAUUCCAGAGGCCAUGUUUCCCCCGCUAUCUAUCCUUCUGCCUGCAUGUGUCCCCUCCAAAUCAGAUAUUUCUAUCAGUCAGCAGUGGGUUCCUGAAACACUGAGGCUCUAUUCCUAUCCAGCAAAUCAGAUGCAGAGAGAUGGAGGAAGGGAAGGAGAGAGAGAAAAAGAUAGAGGAUAAGAUGGAGAAGAAAAAAGCAAGAGGAGAAAACGGUGAGAGGAGGCAGCCGUGAUGGGCUGCCAGAUCCAACCGUGGCAUAGUCGAUGACUGAGAACUCCUAUUCCUAUGAUGGACAAGAAAAGCGCCAACGGCUUUCAGACCAAGGCCAGCGAGGGCGGUGUUCAGAGGAAGCAGCUGCCCUACUCAGUGGAAACUCCCUAUGGCUUUCACCUAGACCUGGACUUCCUCAAGUAUGUUGACGACAUUGAAAAAGGCAACACCAUCAAAAGGGUCCACAUUCAGCGAAGGGUCAAGGGCCCAGCCAAAUUCAGUACUCUGCCCAGAAAUUUCAGCCUUCCUGGGCAUGGAGCCAGGCCAACCCCCAGAGAAAAGGAUAGCACAUGGUCUGGGACGUCCACCCUUGGGCCCAAACCUAAAUCACGGGUGACAGAGGUCCAACAGAUCUAUGACUUUAGAGCAAGUGAAGGGGGGAAAUCCAGUCAGAGCAGCAGGGGGACAAGCAGUCAGGGAGCUGUCUAUGUUUCAGAAAAGCCCAAAGAUGAAUCAGGAGCUGGGGCCCUGGCUGUUGAAGAGAAAGCUGUCGGGUUUCAAAGUCGUCCUAAUCUGCUCAGAGCAUCAAGCAUGCCUAUCACUCUACAGCAGCGGAAAGGCUCGGAUUCAAGCAGUCCAGACCGUAAUGCUGGAACACCAGAAAGUGGCUCGACAGAAAACAUGUUUCGAGCUUCACCGGACAUAACAGACAGGCGGUCUCUUCCUCAGGAUCGGGGAGGGCUUCAUCAGCAGAUCACAGUGGCACUGAAGCGGGUCAGAGAGCUGGAAGAGCAGGUCAAAACAAUCCCUGAACUAAAGGCCCAGAUCAGUUCACUGAGAAAAGAGAGGGAGGAUCUUAUGAUUCAGAUCCAAGCCCAGAUACAAGCCCAGGCCCAAGCCGAAGCCCAGGUUUCCACAUCAUCCUCUAUAGUAGCAUUACAUUCAGAUUCUGGGACACACUUUCAGCCACAGGGACAAAGACCUACAGAAGGGCUCAACUUAGCUCUGAAGACUCAACCCACUGGAGGCUUAGAUGCUUCGGAGCGUUUGUCAACAAAGUUGGUAACUGGGAAAGGGAAACAUGGGGCUACAGAGAAAAAUAAAGUCUUACAAAAGGAGGGAGAAUUCAAUCAGGAAUCUUUGAAAAGUUCCUCAGCACAUGUAGAAAUCAGUGUGUUGUCAGAGCAACAAUCACAGAUACAAACACAACAGUCGGAAAUAUCAGACAAACAAAAAGAGACAUUCGAGAGUCCGAUUAAGCAUGCAGUGCAAAAGCUAUCGCGGGAUAUUGCAGGACCAGAAUUAACAUCACUUAGAGUGGCUAUAAAAGAUGCAGAGACUAGCAGUAUUGGCGAUGGGGAUGAAGCAAAAGGUGGACAACAGGAGGACGCAAACAGUAUGCCGAAUCUACAGGAGAAGCUAAUGAUACUCGAAGCUAAACUUACUCAGGCUAGCCAAGACCUGGAGAGAACUAAUACCCUUUUGAAAGAACAAAUAGAUGAGAACAAGGUAAAAGAGGAGAAAAUACUACAACUGAGUGAUGGAGUGAGAGUGGAGUUGUACAGUCCAGAAGCAUACAGCAUGCCAAGACGAGAAAGUAUUGACACAGGGACAGAGACAGAAACAUUAGAUUUUGCCAACCAAGAGACAGAGACAGAAUUACCUGGUACAGUAGAUAAGGGGACAGAUACAGAUAUAAUUUGUAUUGAAAUGUGUGUACCCCAACCAAUGGCUGUAAGUAUAGAUCAAGGAACAGAGAGUAUUCAAGUUGACACACCUGAACAGGUAGCAAAGAUGGUGGCAGAAGCAGCUGCUGUGAGCCCACCAAGACCCAGAGCCAACAGCAUCGAACGGGGCACAGUAACUGAAAGGAUCGCUACUCAAGAUCAGAUGACUGAGACGCCUACAGCGGAAAGGGUAAACCAAGUCACAGAAACCGAGGGAGAGAUAGAAACAGACCAUCCACAGAGACCAAGGGCCAGCAGCGUAGAGAGGGGUACAGUGACAGAGAGAGUGGACACUGUCGACAGGGUGACCGAGACAGUGGAGGCACAAAGGACAGACCAGCAGACUGAGACAGAGAUAGGAAGACGACAGGAUAACAAUCCAUCCAGAGGUGCAGAAGCAGAAAGUCAAGUGAGAGAAUGUGCAGGUAGUGAAAGAGUAGAAUAUGCAGACACUGUGGUCAUUGAAAGAGUGGAAGACAAGGAAGCAAAUGAAAGAAGAGGCAGUGGAGACAGUGAAAGUGUGGUAAUGAAAGUUGUCACUGAGAUUGCAAUUACAGCUAAAGAAAGCACAUCUGAACAAAUUCUAGUUCCGAAAAUUGUUAGUGAGGAUGAAGGAAGUAGCAAUCCACCUGUUGCAGAAAUAGAAAAUACAGAAUCCAAGAUUGAAAUGAUUAUGGCACAGAAUGACUCAGAAAUAAAGGAAAUGGAGCCCCUAAAUAAUGAAGUAACAGAAAUAAUUGAAACACAAAAGGUUGCACCGGAGAUUGUAGAGGAGAAACAAAUUAAAAAACAUGCGAUUGUGAGCGCAACAAUCAAAGAAACUGUGGUCACUGACAUAGUUGUUGUAGCAGCAGCAGAGAAUGAAGCUGUAAAGGCAGUAGUUCCUGUCCGACCCCAGAGAGGCCGAAGGCCCUCAGCGGAGCAAGCACAGCCAUCACCUCCAUCACCUCCUCAACCUCAGGCUGCACCUGUCCGUCCCAGUAGAGGGUCCAGUGAAACUCUAGCCCAGGAGUCCCUGACAAAAGAUCCGCCCCAGGUGCAGGUACAGGGUACACCUCAUAUAGAGGCCCAAACCCCAAUACAGCAAUCUGAACAACAGGUAAAACAACAAGCCUCAUCUCUAUCUCAGGUUGAGGACCAGAGCCCAGCAGAGAAGCCUCCUGGGGAGUCUAGUGAGAAGCAAUCUGAAUCACAACCUCAGAUUGAGACUCAGGGCCCGUCUCCAGGCUCCACUGACGUACAAACCCAUCCUAAAUCCAUUAAAGCACAGCCUAAAACCUCUGCAGCUCGACGGGACAUAAAAGAGCCAAAAGCAACACGUGGAUCAGGAGAAGCGCAUACCCGUCCAACCCGCCAGGGGUCAUCUACCGCCAAACCUCAGUCUCAGGGCUCUCGCAGAAGUUCCAGUGAGACUCAGCCCCCUCACAAAGAUGUCAGCGAGACCCAAUCACUACGUAGAGGCUCCAGCGAGACAGCUCAGCGUCGUAACUCAAGUGAAGCCCAGGCCUUACGUCGGGAUGCUGGGGAGGCAGAGCCCUCUCGCAGAGGCUCCGGUGAGUCACCAACAUCGCCUGCCGCUUUGGGCCAUGUUGUAACCCGAUUAACAGGGCUUCUGGGCGAGCAGUGGGCACAACUGGGGAGCAGCACUGGAACUCAACAGACGGCCAGCCAGCAGGAAAGCCCCAGCACACAGAAACAGACACCAGGGAAAAAAACAGAGGCAGCGAAGGGAGCAAAAACCAAGUCUGCGGGGAAGGCAGUCCCUGCAGCAACAACAGCGAAACCAGGAGGAAAGCCUGGUCCUUCCAAAAUGAGCUCCAUUCAAAGUCAACUGGUCAGCUCCCUCAGUGUCCUCUCUGCCUUCUACUCACCAGGCCAGAAAGCUGCAGCAGCCAGCAAACAGCAGGAACAAGGUCUAAAAUCUAUUAUGAAGAAAAAUGGUGUUGCUGACAAGCAGGGGAACAAGGGAGCGAAGAAAAACCUGAAGUUUGUUGGGGUGAAUGGAGGAUAUGAGUCAACAUCCAGCGAAGAGUCAAGUGGAGAUGAGAAGUCGAAGGUGGAAGUGGAGAAGCAAGACAGCUCAGAACCAGAGGUAGAGAAGGAAAAGGAGACGGAGCCUCAGACAGAAGAGAAGCCUGAAGAGGGAGCAGAGACCCAGCAGCAGGAAACAGAGGUGGCCCCUGAGGGAGGGGGUGCAGUGGCUGCAAAGAAGGAGGCUGAAAAAGGCCUGCUGGAUCCAGAGGGCAGUGAGGAGCUCCUGGGAGAACAGGAAGAAGGAGAGAAAGUGGAGCAAAGCUUCAUAAAUGCCUGCUUCUAUGUAAAAGACCGCAUGGAAGAGGUCUCAUCCCCAGAUAAAGAAAUGCGUCAGGUUUUAGUGGUGCUCUACCAGGAGUGGUUCAAGAUUUCCAGUCAGAAAGAUUCGCAAGCCGAUACUGUCAGAUUAUACCUGCGACAAGUGGGCUUGACCACACCAACUCUCCUGCCAUAUGUAGUUAACUUGACUGAUGGCAAUGGGAAUAUGGCCCUCCACUACAGUGUGUCACACUCAAACUUCCCUGUGGUCAAACUGCUGCUGGACACUGGUCUAUGUGAGACAAACAAUGUGAACAAGGCAGGCUAUACUCCAGUGAUGCUGGCUGCACUGACGGCUGCUGAGAGCCCUGAUGACCUGGAGGUGGCACAACAACUGUUGAGACAGGGUGACGUCAAUGCAUGCUCGAGACAGGCGGGCCAGACGGCCCUAAUGCUUGCGGUGAGCCACGGCCGCGUUGCCAUGGUGAAGCUGCUCCUGAGCUGUGGUACGGAUGUAAAUGCCCAGGAUCGCGAGGGCUCCACGGCCCUGAUGUGUGCCAGCGAACACGGACACACAAACAUCGUUCGUAUGCUGCUGGAGACGGGUCGCUGUGACAUCAGCCUCAUUGAUAAGAAUGGACAGUCAGCACUGUCUGUGGCAGAAGCAGCCUCCCACCAAGAGAUAGUUGAUCUGCUGAAGACCCACGCUGAGACCCGUGCCUCUGAGCCCUCGACUAACGCAGACCUCCUCUGAGCCAACACUGUUUACGUCUCCAAACCACCAAGGCCUCCUGACUCCCAAACCUUCAAUUUACAAAACCCACCAACCAAGACAGAAAAGGUUGAAUUGAAGAUGGUAACACCUUACAAUAGUCUGAAUGACCAAUGGAAAAAAAGCUGUGUUUACUGUGGAACUACAUUUAAACCUCUGAGACUGGAGUGUCCAACAAUGGGCAGACAUAUUUUUCUUCCACAUCUCUGCCAACAUGCCCUGUGGGUCUUUAUGGAUAUGCUGCAUUAACCACUCAGUGGAUGGACAACAAACACGGCCCGGUUGAAUAGAUGUUAAGCCGCUGCCAUGGUGACAAGUGUGAUUGACAAGGAGAGAUGGCAAGAAUAUAAAGUGGGAGCAGGGAUGGACGGACUGGCAAGAGAUAUUCUGAAAAACUUGCUGCUUCUUAUCAUCAACUAGCUCAUCAAGCUAAAUGCUAUAAGCACAUGAUCUACCUUUCAAAUAUAUUGUAUAUGACAUUAUUUCUAUUUUUUUCCUUCAUGACAUUGACAUCAUUCUUUCCAUAAUUGGACAUAAGCCAUUAUGAGAACAUAUAGUAUACGUAUAGUGUUAUUCUAAACAGAUUAUAAAUCAUAAACAAACACAGAAACUGUAUUUUCUACUGCACUUUUUUAUUGUUAUUGUCAGUGUACAGUUAAUAGUCCUCAAUAUUAUUAGUAUCGGUGUCCACAAGAAAGUAUAUAUCUCCAAAAGUGUAUCUGUAUAAUAGUAUAGAACUCAUGGUGAAAUUUCCUAUCAUUCAGUGGAUAUUUAACAAUAUUUAAUGUAUUGUUUGUGCCAUAGUAUUGAUGUUUUUCACAUACGGGACAUGGGUGUUCGUCAUGUGUGAAUUUUCUUAAUACAAAUGGUUUAGAUGGAGAUGGAAUGACACAAAAUAAAUGAUUUUUUUUAUAACCACAAUAUAACCAGAUUUAAGAAAGACAAAAGUCUUCUAAUGCGAAGAUUGUUCUGUUCGGAAGGUGCUGCAUGCCAAUACACAGUUACUCCCCCUACUGGCUGUCUUAAAGUACUAAACAACAGUAUGUUGUAAUACUGUCUGUUCCCAUGACCGACAUCUCUCUCUUUCUGCGUCCCUCAGUACAAAUAUAAUAUAUGUAUUGUUCGCCUGCUCGUUUAAAAUCAAAUCUUGUAUGCAACUGCUACAAAAUGCACAAUGAAUGUCAGGCUGGCUGUGAUACAUUCCAAGAAAACAAUGUAGCAAGUCUAACUAUACCGGCAUGGACCAUGGGACUAACAGAGAAACCGACUGUCAGUUCAGACAUAGGAAUGAGUCUGAAUAUAUUUUACCAUGCGCGACUACAGACACUUAAUCUCUUAAAAUAAAUACAAAAGAUCUGCCUGUCUUCAAGUUACUCACACUGGUUCAUUUUGUUCCUGCCUCAUAUUUGAAAACAGUAAAGAUUUAAAAACCUUAAGCAAUGGGUUGUUAAAGGCUUGCAGUCCUAAAAGAAGCAAUAUGUAUGAAAUACUAUUUUUUAAAUUAAAAGAGGGGAGUGACUUCGGUCUAUAGCCUUAAUCAGAAGACCAUCCUACAUUUUAGAGAUAAGAUGUGUUCCAGGGAGUGUUUUCUUUUGUUUCUGUUCUCCACCAACCUACACCCAUAUUUCUAAAGUAUAUUAAUAUACAGUCGUACUGGUCUGAGAAAAUGUUUACAACCUAACAGUUGCCCUUCAGUGACCCCUACAGGAAACCCCCAAAUGUUCAGCAGUUCUGGAGAUUACCAUACCAUAUCAUUGUGUUUUGAACACAAGCUUUCCUAAAGUGAGGGAACUCCAAAAGACUCUGGAUAAUGCACCAAUUACCAUAAUGCUACAAGUGGUAUUGUUUUGUUUGACCCUCCCUGUCUGGUACAUGCUUGAAUCUUUCAUACUCCAUGCCCCAAGUUUGUAACACCCUAAUGCCAUUGUCUGGGUUACUUAAUCUGAUUUUACAAACCCACCAGAAAACGGUUGUUUCUGUUUGCCUGGGGAUUGCUGGGGUUACUUAAGGUGGAAUUUAAAGGGAAAUACCACUCAUUAUAACAACUGCCAAAUGGUCGAUAACAGUCCAGUCUGCAUUUACAGUCCAGUCCGAAAAUAAAUCAUAUUCCACAGAAGCAAGAUUGUGGUCCAAGACUUGGAUCACAUUAAAAGACUCUUCAGUAUCUGUGUCUGAAAACUCAAACAGCUUGACUCUUAAUACUUUUAGAAAGAUGGAUUCCAAAUACAUUGCUUUGCUUCAGUCAUAAUACAUUUAUAUUACCAUGAAUACAGUAUGUAGGGCGGAUUUAACAACUUUCUUUCUGAGCUGCGGUGUGAUCGGACCACUGAAACGUUAUUAAUAUGGGUGCUAAUAUGGGAGUAGGACGUAUAAUAAUAAUACAUUGACAUGAAGAUAUAUUUAUUUCAUGAAGAACAUUGAUUAUAUAGAAGUAAAUGGCCACAAUGAGAAUGUUGGGGCUUAGCGAUCAGAUCAUCAUUUGUUGAGUCACAAAGUAGCACAGAUUUGCUCAACAAUGAUGCUGCAUUUACACAGGAUCAGAGAACAUUUAUUUUUAAAUUAAUUCAGCACAUUAAGGGAAAUAAAUUAGAGUCUGUGUAGCUUCCCUUAUGUCACACUGCUAAAGGAUGAUCCGAUCUGUGCUGUGGGAAAUAUCUGUUACAUCUGGUCUUCCAUGCCUGUGUAUUAAGUCUUUAAACAAAUCAUGUCGUCCAUAUGUUUAAUCCAGUGUGACCUAGAUGUUAUUUGGUUUCAUAGCUGGCCAAACACCAAAGAAGUGAAAUGAAAUCUGUUCCACAUGGGGUUAAAUAUAUAGUUUCUGUUCCUGUAAAUGUACCCAAAUACAUGUACAUACAGUAUCGUGAAAAAUAUAUAACAAGUAUUGUCUGACAGUUUGCUCUAAAAAUUAUAUAAGUAUUUAUUCCAAAUGCUAUAUUUUUUACCGUAUAUAGUAUACUUAUGUAUGCAUGGACAAAUAUUCCAGUGAUACUGUUGGAGGGGAAUUUGAAUGAUUGAAAAUGAUGCUGGGUGUUCCCUCAUGAUGUGAUUAUACAGCUUAUCUUUGACUGGUUGGGUGGUAUUGUACAUGUGCGGUGUUGACAAGGUUGUGGACUGUGUCAUGUGCCCUUUAUUGCUACAUUUUAAAUUUGUGGGGAAAUUAUAAAACAGAUUAACACUGGCUAAAAGUUAAAAGGGCAAAGUCUCCCUUGUUUGGGUAACCAUCUAAAAAUCAAAGUCUAUGUACAUGACAGGGUCAAGAUUUAAAAACCUGUACCUCUCUGUAAAGUUCCUUGUACAAUGGGCUUAUAUGUUGCGAACCAGAGAACUACUCUGGAAUAAAUAUGAAGAUUAAAAA
Molecule: messenger RNA, 8539 nt
Organism: Gymnodraco acuticeps
Lineage: Eukaryota; Metazoa; Chordata; Actinopteri; Perciformes; Bathydraconidae
Gene: kank4
Product: KN motif and ankyrin repeat domains 4
Exons: 10
Coding region: 469-5166 (1565 amino acids)
Biological process (GO): negative regulation of actin filament polymerization
Cellular component (GO): cytoskeleton; cytoplasm
Molecular function (GO): protein binding
Source: RefSeq, a predicted model, not a curated record